Molecule: messenger RNA, 1215 nt
Organism: Boeremia exigua
Lineage: Eukaryota; Fungi; Ascomycota; Dothideomycetes; Pleosporales; Didymellaceae
Exons: 3
Coding region: 1-1215 (404 amino acids)
Source: RefSeq, a predicted model, not a curated record
AUGUCAACUACGAAUGGAGGCGGCCAGGAUGUCCCAAUUGAGAACCAGGGCCCGAACAUCCUGGGGGCCACAUUGACAGUCACCAUUGCGGCCUUCAUUACGAUGGCAACGAGGUUGUAUGUCAGAGUCUACAUGAUACGUAACGUCGGAUGGGACGACUACGUGAUGAUCGCGGCCAUGGCUUUGUGCGUCGCAGGCCAAGUCAUCAUCGUGCCUGAAGUCUACUAUGGGGCCGGCCGGCACGUUGGAGACAUCGAUCCCGAGGACUUCGCUAUCGGCUACAAGCUUAACUUCAUUACGCAGCCUAUCUACCUGUUUGCCAUCUGCUUAGUUAAGAUCUCCGUCGGCUUCUUCCUGCUGCGCAUCGCGGUGCACACCUUCUACCGGCGCAUCAUCAUCGGCAUCAUGGUCUUCAUGGGAUUCUACACCACCGGCUGUUUCUUCACCAUCGUCUUGCAAUGCACCAAUCUCGCUGUGCAGUGGGACCACACCGUCAAAGCCACCUGCUGGACAGCGCACACCAUCAAAGCUCUCAGCUACACAAACGUCUCGCUCAACAUCAUCACAGACUUAAUGUUCUCCGUCAUAAUUCCUUGCCCCCUGCUAUGGAGUCUGCAGAUGAACAAGCGGCAAAAGAUAUCUCUGAUGUGCAUUCUCGGCCUCGGCGUUUUCGCUACAGCCGCCGCUUUUGUCCGCCUAACCUACCUUACAUCCUACGGCCGCACAGGCGACUGGCUCUGGGACUCGCAACACCUGACGACCUGGACCGUGAUCGAAUCCAACGUGGGCAUUGUAGCCGGCAACCUGCCGUGCCUGAAGCCCCUCUUCCGCGUUGUGCUGGGCAGCACGUACGGCCGCGGCAGUCGCAAGCCGACCACACCGUACGAGGCACGGCCGUACGGCGCGGGGACGCGGCAGAGCGCGCACGCGAAGGGGUGGGGCGCGCUGGGGAGUGAGCGCACUGUGGACGGCGAGGCGGCGGGGUGUUCCAAGGGCGCGUUUAUGCUGACGACGAUCAAUGCGGAGAGGUGUCGGAAGGGGGAGGUGGUGAGUGCGCAGGUGGAUGAGGAGAGGAGCGGGAAGAGUAGUACGGAGAGUUUGGCUAGGGGGUUAGGGGGGAUUAAAGUCGAUACUGAGGUAAAUGUUGUGGAAAGUAAUAGUCCGCUGGAUUUUGACUUUGGAGAGGAUAAGCGGGAGAAGAAAGACAUGGUCUAG